AUGAUUAAGGUCAAGAUUUUGUCUGGUAUCUUCCAUGUAUCUUGUACCUUCUCUGUUCUGCUACUCCAUUCCUGCACACUCAUUAUCACUUCUCGCCGCGUUGCAUCUUUAUUUCUUAACACUCACACCUCCACGUUCAACAUGUCAGUUCAGGUUCCCGUAACUGAUCAACGAUCGACCGCCACCAUCAAGAUUGCAAACUACCUCAGAGACAACAAAAUCUUGAAAAUGAGAACUGGUCUCUUGAAUAAUACCAAUGACGUGGACUUUUUCAGGUUCAAGCGAAUCAUUCGGGCACUCACAUCUGAAGAUUAUAAGAAAAAACAGAGUAAUCCAAAGAACGAGCUUAUUCCCAUUGAGAGCGACCAAGAAGCUGCCAGAAUUUUCAUUCAGUUGGUUCAAAACCAAAUAGUGACCCCGGUGGAAAAGCUUCAUUACGCUGAAGUUAAGCAGUAUAGAGGUUGGAAACCAGACCGUAAUAAACCCACGUUGAAGCCAACCACCAGGGCUAACCUUGAUCCUAAUGCUUAUUACGUAUGGAACUACACCAAGCCAAACCCAUACAUGAUGCUUUACGGAUUUUUGAUCUUGGCCGGUGCGUUCGCCGUGAUCCUCUUCCCCCUCUGGCCUGCAAAAAUGAAGUUGGGCGUAUGGUACUUGUCCAUGGGUUUGCUUGGGCUCAUUGGUUUAUUUUUCGCCAUUGCCUUUGUUCGUCUCAUCAUAUAUGUGGUGACGUUAUUGACGAUGAAACAGGCGUUCUGGUUGUACCCCAACUUAUUUGCUGAUUGCGGAGUGAUUGAGAGUUUCAAGCCCUUGUAUGCGUGGGAGGAAGACAAGAAAAAGGCAAAGAAAUCAAAGAAGAAAAGAGCCACUUCUCAACCCUCUGACACUGCAACCGGUACUACUACUGGAGCCUCGACCUCUAACGCAAAUGCCACCCAACGCAGAGUUGUCCUCGAAGAAGUGGACGAGUAA
Messenger RNA from Meyerozyma guilliermondii ATCC 6260, 975 nucleotides. RefSeq names its product Sec63 complex subunit (gene SEC62). The record is from RefSeq and is a predicted model, not a curated record. Lineage: Eukaryota; Fungi; Ascomycota; Pichiomycetes; Serinales; Debaryomycetaceae. The coding region runs from base 1 to 975 and encodes 324 amino acids. Gene Ontology annotation, biological process: post-translational protein targeting to membrane, translocation. The transcript has a single exon. Gene Ontology annotation, cellular component: endoplasmic reticulum; endoplasmic reticulum membrane.